Topomyia yanbarensis is the source of this 3336-nucleotide messenger RNA. RefSeq lists its product as uncharacterized. Gene Ontology annotation, biological process: DNA integration. The record is from RefSeq and is a predicted model, not a curated record. Lineage: Eukaryota; Metazoa; Arthropoda; Insecta; Diptera; Culicidae. The transcript has a single exon. Bases 1 to 3336 code for a protein of 1111 amino acids. Gene Ontology annotation, molecular function: nucleic acid binding.
AUGGGAGUGUCCCUACAACGAAACUUAGAGUCCGAAGAAAAUCAACGAGCUAGGCGGACUCUGCAAAUUACCACAUUGCGCGUAGGCUUCCGAUUCCAAAUCGGGUUGUUGUGGAAGUACGAUACCUUCGAAUUUCCUGAUAGCAACUUCACGGCUGUGCGAAGGCUGGAAUGUCUGGAGCGACGUAUGUUGGCGGAUCCUGAACUCGGUUCCAAUGUUCGUAGGCAGAUAGAGGAGUACAAAAUAAAAGGGUAUAUUGAGAAAGCAUCCAAGGCUGAUUUGAUCGCGGUGGAUCCACGAAAAGUUUGGUAUUUACCACUGGGCGUGGUUAUUAAUCCUAAAAAGCCAGGUAAAAUCCGCAUCUUCUGUGACGCAGCAGCGAAAGUGGAUGGGGUGAGCUUAAACACAAUGCUGAGUAAGGGGCCGGAUCUGCUUGUACCGUUGAAGUCAGUUCUAACCGGAUUCCGAGAACGACAAAUAGCUCUAUGUGCGGAUGUGAAAGAAAUGUUUCACCAGAUGCUUAUGCGAAAGGAAGAUAAACACGCCCAGCGAAUUUUAUGGAGAGAUGACCCAAACCAUGAGCCACAAGUGUACUUCAUGAGUGUGGCCACUUUCGGAGCUGCCAGUUCGCCGUGUUCGGCACAAUUUGUUAAGAACCUAAACGCAAGCGAAUAUGCAGAUCGAUAUCCAGAAGCUACAGACGCAAUAAUACGUAAACAUUAUGUUGACGACUAUCUGGACAGCGUGGACAGUGGAGAUGAAGCGAUCAAGAGAGCGAAAGAGGUUGCUUUUGUUCAUUCCCGAGGCGGAUUUAUUAUUCGUGGGUGGAUGUCCAACUCGAAGGAAGUUCUGCAAAAGCUGGGUGAAACAACGAGCGCCGACGUUAAGGAGUUCUCGAUGGAGACUGGCCACUGUUCGGAACGUGUGUUGGGAGUGUUGUGGUUACCGGAAGAAGAUGCGUUCACGUACGCGGCUAACUUUGUGGCGGUACCUGAAUGGCCUACCAAGAGAGAGCUGCUGAAGACGGUGAUGACUUUAUAUGAUCCUCUGGGAUUUCUUUCACACUUUACCAUUCAUGGGAAAAUCCUAAUCCAGGACGUUUGGCGCAGCAAGGUUACGUGGGAUGAAAGAAUUCCUGUUGAGUUAAGACAACGAUGGGACCAAUGGGUUGCCCUUUUCCCUUCCUUAGCAGCGGUGCGAGUGCAGCGAUGUUAUUUUCCAAGACAGCUGUCAUCGAAAGUCAAGAAUAUACAAUUACACAUGUUUGUAGAUGCCAGUUUAGCCGCCUUCGCGUGUGUGGCCUAUUUACGCACCGAGGUAGAUGGAAAAAUUCAUUGCGCAUUGGUGACUGGGAAGGCAAAGGUCGCCCCUCUCAAAUUGACGUCCGUGCCUCGGCUGGAACUUCAAGCUGCGGUGUUAGGAGCGCGUCUAGUCGAAGACAUCUGCUCCACUCACACUCUACCUAUUGCGAAGAGAUUCAUUUGGACCGAUUCUAAAACAGUGCUGGGAUGGAUUAAUUCGGAUCAACGAAGAUAUAGCCAGUUCGUAGCAUUCCGCGUCGGAGAGAUUCUGGAGAAGACACGUGCUACUGAAUGGCGUUGGAUUCCUUCGGAUAUGAAUGCGUCUGAUGAUGCUACAAAGUGGAAAGGCGAGCCUAAUCUAACCCCGGAGGGUCGCUGGUUUGGGGACCCUGAAGUUUUGCAUAUUAAUGAGGAGUACUGGCCGUCAUCUUCCGAUGUCAUGUACGAUACAACCGAGGAGCGACGGUCCAAUUUGGUGAUCGAGCAUCAUGUAGUUCACUCAGUUUUCGACUGGGAGAGAUUUUCGAAAUGGCACCGUUUGUCUAGAACCGUCGGGUACGUUGUGCGAUAUGUCGGCAAUUUGAAAGCCAAAGCCCGAAAACAUCCCACUACAAAGGGUCCAUUGUGCCAAGAAGAGUUAGCAACGGCGGAGUCGUGGGUCUUUCGUGCGAUUCAAAAGGAGGUCUACCCGAAGGAAGUGGACAUACUGUCUUCUAUUGGCACUCAGAAAGGAGGCUCGAAAUUAGGCUGCGACAGUAGGCUUUUCAAACUUGCUGCAUUCAUUGAUGAGAAAGGGGUCAUGCGUAUGGAAAGCAGAAUCAGCCUGGCUUCGUUCGCGGCUUACGACACAAGGUACCCCAUCAUACUCCCUCGGAAUCACCACGUUACGACCAUCAUCAUAAUGUGGUAUCAUCACAAGUUCCUGCAUGGUAAUAGGGAAACGGUGAUCAACGAAAUGCUCCAGCGUUUCCACGUAUCCUGCCUACGCGUUGUCGUUCGAAGCGUAACCAGAGAGUGCCAGCAAUGCAAGAUUCGUAAAGCGAAACCAUCGGUACCUAGAAUGAGCCCUCUACCAGCUGCCAGACUAGGAGCAUUCUUCCGGCCAUUUACAUUCGUCGGUCUGGAUUAUUUCGGGCCAAUGACUAUUAGAGUUGGUCGAAACAACGUGAAACGCUGGGUUGCGUUAUUCACAUGUCUUUCCAUCCGUGCGGUGCAUCUAGAAGUCGUGCAUUCGCUUUCAACCGAGUCAUGCAAGAUGGCAAUUCGGCGUUUUGUAGCCAGGCGUGGCUCACCAUCAGAAAUAUACAGCGAUAACGCGACAAACUUUCUCGGUGCCUGCAACGAACUUCGAAGCGAGAUUAAAAGCAUUAAUGAAAGCCUUGCGGAGACCUUCACAAACGCCAGUACGAGAUGGCUUUUCAUCCCUCCGUCCGCUCCGCAUAUGGGCGGCGCUUGGGAGCGGAUGGUACGCUCAGUUAAAACAGCUUUCUACGCGAUGACAACUACCAAGCUUCCAACGGAAGAGAUGUUCGGAACGGUAUUAGUGGAGGCCGAAGGUAUUGUCAAUUCCAGGCCUUUGACCUUCCUAGCAUUGGAUGAAGGCAACCAAGAAUCAUUAACACCCAAUCAUUUCCUCCUUAUGAGUUCCAACGGAGUCGUGCAGACUCCGAGGAAAAUCUACGAGUCGAAUGCCAUAUGUCGGAGUGACUGGGACCAUUGUCGUCGCAUGGUGGAUCUAUUCUGGCGGCGUUGGAUCCGCGAGUAUCUGCCUGUAAUAUCAAGAAGGACAAAAUGGUUUGGGGAAGUAAGAUCGGUGAAGCAAGGAGAUUUGGUAAUAAUUAUUGACGAUGGACUCCGCAAUGGAUGGGUGCGUGGACGGGUUCUGAGGGUUCGCAAAGGUCAAGACGGCCGAGUACGCCAAGCGUGGGUGCAAACAUCAGCCGGAGUGCUUCGAAGACCGGUAGCGAAACUUGCGGUGCUGGAUCUGGAUUCUGGUAAAACUGGCACUCAGAGCGGUGACCAGUGUUACGGUUAG